UCCAUGAACUUUUGUCAAAUUUCAGUUUGGAGAUAGGCUUUCAGAUAAUGAUCCAAAAGUAUUUAAGAGGAUGUUUUUGUCUUUUAAACCAAUUAUAGAUGGCUUUAAAGCUGGAUGUAGACCAUUUAUAGGUGUUGAUGGUUGCCACUUGAAAGGUCCAUUUGGAGGUGUUUUGCUAUCAGCUAUAUCACUUGAUGGUGAUAAAGGUGUGAUUCCUUUAGCUAUUGCAAUUAUGGAGAUUGAGUGUGGUGCAAGUUGGGAUUUUUUCUUUGAUUGCUUGAAAACCUGCAUUGGUCCAGAAGAUGAUGAAACACCUCUGACAUUCAUGAGUGACAGACAAAAGGGACUUAUUCAAGCUGUCAAUAAUUGGUUUCCUGAGGCAUGUCAUAGAUUUUGUGCUAGACAUAUGUUCAACAACUUUAAGAAGCAAUAUCCUGGACUUGGUCUGAAACAAGAAUUUUGGAAUGCUGCUAGAGCCACACAUGGAUAUGAGUUCUGGGAGGCAAUGAAAAUGAUUAAAAGGGUUAAAGAUGGGGAGCCAUUUGACUGGUUAUUGAAGGUACCCAUGAGCCAAUGGAGUAGACACAUGUUUUGGCCAGAAGCAAAAUCAGAGCAUUUAACCAAUAACAUGACAGAAUCAUUUAAUGCAUGGAUUGGAAAAAUUAGAGGGUUGCCAAUUGUGAAACUGUUAGAUGCAUUUAGACAAAAAUGCAUGGUCAGACUCCAGAAGAGAUAUGCCAAUGGGACUUCAUGGGAAGGUAAGAUCACUCCUAAUGCUCGCAAGACAAUUAAUUCAAUCAUCAAGCAAGGGAAAAAUUGUAGGUUAUUGCCAUGUAGAAAUGAUGAAUUUGAAGUCACUAAGGGUAAUCUGAAAUUUGCUGUAAAGCUUCAGGAAAAAAAAUGCUCUUGCAAAUGGUGGGACAUAAGUGGAUUGCCUUGCAAACAUGCAGCCUUGUGUAUUGGAUACAUGCGUCAAGAUAUUGAGGAUUAUUGCCAUUAUUACUAUUAUAUUUCAACAUAUGUGAAGGUUUAUGAAGGGGUUAUUCACCCAAUGCCACAAGCCAAUUACAGUAUACAAGAUGAGUCUCAAUGCAUUAUGCCACCACUUUUGAAAAGGUUAUCUGGAAGGCCUAGAAAAGCAAGGAAGAGGGAAGAAGGUGAAGCUGCUCCAUCAAAUGUAAGGACCAAAUCAAAGACAACUAGAUGUGCCACAUGUAAGCAACUAGGGCAUAAUAAAAGGACUUGCCAAAGGGCACCUAUUAAGGAGAAGAGAAAAGGCAGUUCAUCUAACAUACAUGGGAGACAUAUCUGAGAUGCCACAAGUAAUGAAGAUUUUGGAAGAUGCAGAUACUACCAAUACCCUUCAAGAUUUUGGAAGCUAGUUUUCUAUGGACAAUAUUGAUGUUAUACUUUUGUAUUUUUGUAAUUAUGGGUACAGGUAGUCUUGGUAAAUAGGAUAAAUUUUUGAGUUUUUUGGAGUAUAUAUGGGUACAGACUUUUGGAAGCUUAUGAUAAUUUUAGGAUAUGCAGAAAAAAGUUAUAGUUAUGAUCUUUGUACUUGGGCAGUGAAUGGGCAAACUUUGAUAUUGUACUAACUAAUUAUAAUGAUAUGAUAUU
Molecule: messenger RNA, 1617 nt
Organism: Manihot esculenta (cassava)
Lineage: Eukaryota; Viridiplantae; Streptophyta; Magnoliopsida; Malpighiales; Euphorbiaceae
Exons: 3
Coding region: 71-1312 (413 amino acids)
Molecular function (GO): zinc ion binding
Source: RefSeq, a predicted model, not a curated record